Messenger RNA from Apiotrichum porosum, 960 nucleotides. RefSeq lists its product as uncharacterized. The coding region runs from base 1 to 960 and encodes 319 amino acids. The transcript has a single exon. The record is from RefSeq and is a predicted model, not a curated record. Lineage: Eukaryota; Fungi; Basidiomycota; Tremellomycetes; Trichosporonales; Trichosporonaceae.
AUGGCGUCCCUCGGCCCCCCCGUCACGUCCAGCACAGUAUACUGCUGCCGCUGGGACUUUUGCGCACGCACCUUCAACACCGUCGCGUCCCUCCAGACCCAUUUCCAGCAAGACCACAUCCCUCGUGAACGCGCCGUCUACGUGCCCGCCCACAAGCGCCGACGACGCGAGGACGGCGCGUGGGUCCUCGUCGAGGAGAGUUUCCGGCUCUCAAACGAGAUUCCACUGGGGCUGAACCUGCCCCGCGAGCUGGCAGGUUUUGGCGGCCGUUCUGGCGCCGGCGCCGGCGACGUGUCGAUGAUGACGACGAUGAGCAACCUCACGAGCGCCGGCAUCUCGGACACGUCGCUCCCUCCCCUGCCCUCGUUCGCCAUCCCUUCCCUCCCGGCCUCCUUCUCAUUCUCGCAGGACGCCAUGGCCGGCAGCGCGUCCGACAAUGAGAACGACAACCCCAUUGAGACGGAGACGGAGCCGGAACCGGAACCGGCAGCCGCCCCGUCCCUCGUCGACUAUGACGCGUUCCUGCGCUCGCCGUCGCCCCCCACACGUUCCCAGCCUCUCCCUCCUGCGUUCUCCUCACAGCAGUUCCAGCAGUCUACGCCGCUGUCGCAGGUCCCGCCGCCGUCGCAGGUCGCGCUCCAGGACCUGGACCAGGACAAGGACAAGCAACCCCUGCCCGCCGACACGUCCAAGAACUCGUCCGCCUCGUCCGCCGCGCAGGUCACCCCGGCGCGCGGCGUGUUCGUGACCCAGGCCAUCCCCCCGCCGACCCCGUCGCAGGGGAACAGCAGCAACAGCACGGACAACGACCCCAACGCGAGCACCACGAGCAGCACACCGUCCUCGGCCGCGCGGCCGGCGCAGCCGCUCGCGUUUGGCGCGCGCGCCGCGCCGGCAGACAGCCCCGUGCGCCGCGUGAGUGCCAGCGGGGUCGGGUUUACCUGGGGUCUGGGCAAGUGA